GCGACGAAUAAUCCAAUCGUAGUAGCUCUUAGUCUAGACCGAUGGUCCGAAAUGAUAUCAUGCGGCACCCGUCGGCAAGGCGUCAUCUAAACCCGUUAUUAUAAAUUUCCCUCAAGGUUCUUUUCCUGCUUCGUCAGACUCGGAGAGCAAGAAGGAUAAGUACUAUUGACCUGCAGUGAAACCCCAUUUUUGCUCCCCCAUCUGUAACUUAUCGACAGUCGCAUCAUGGACCAUCUUUCCCCGGACCAUUUCCUCUCUCUUCCUCGUCCUGACAUUUUAAUUGGAUCACCAGGUGGUGUCGUUGAUACCACCACGCUAGCGGCCCAUGAUUUCGAUGUAGACAAUCGGACUGGUUUUAUGCCCCCUCAGCCCCCUUUGGCGCGUCUUCCGAGGCAGUGGGAGCCCUGGGAGGCAAUGUUUCAGGAAGCGCAAGAAUCUGGGCUUCAAUUAGGGGACAAACCAGGCCUCACGGAUACUCAAAAAAGCGCAUCGGAAACCUGGCGUUCCCGAGUCCGUAAUCUUCCCUUGCUUCCGAUUGAUGAUCUGAAGACAUCAGAGGUUAGGCUUCGACGCGGUCGACACGUCCUAGCGUGGAUUAUGCAUUUCUAUAUUCACUCGCUCCCCCCAAAUGCAUCCAUAGUGAUACCUAGACCCGUCACGAUACCCCUCCUGCAAAUUUCCGCACAGCUCCAGCUUCCUCCCGUUCUCACAUAUUCCGAUGAUGUCCUGUACAAUUGGGACCUCAAAACUCCCUCCGAGUCACCCGUCCCAGCUCUGGACAAUCUUCGCAGCCAGAGUCUUUUCACUAAUACAAACGACGAGCAAGAGUUCUAUCUCACCUCUGCUCGCAUGGAGUUACGCGGUGCAGAAGCGCUCGAGCUAAUGCGAGCCACCAUGGACGAAGCUUUCGUAGGCGACGACAUCGCUAUGUGGCGUAUUACCGGAUUCUUGCAUCGCUUAUCCACAGUCAUCGAUGAGCUGGAAGUCCUACUCCUUAACGUUCGUGAAGGCUGCAAUCCAGAGGUGUUCUAUCACAACAUUCGCCCUUGGUUCAGAGGCGCCGAUUCGGAUCCCCAGAAGCGUGAGUGGAUCUUUGAGGGUCUGGACGAACUAGAUAUACCCUAUCCUUCCGAGCUUUCCGGUCCGAGUGCAGGCCAGAGUUCGCUUGUUCAUGCUUUGGAUAUCUUCCUCGGUGUGGACCGCUACUCCCACUCAUCAGACAUGACCGGCGCGGGAUCCGGUGACAUAUCAGCGAAAAAGGCCUUUCUCAGCCGGAUGCAAUCAUACAUGCCACGCCAUCAUCGACACUUCUUGAAUCAUCUUUCCAAUAACCCGCGGCCGCUGAGAGAUAUCGUGAUGGGUAGAGGAGACCAGAAGCUACUGGCAGCAUAUAAUGAGGCUGUUGGGUCAUUGAAGACAUUCCGGGACGCUCACAUCAUUAUCGUGACACUCUACAUUAUCGGACCCGCUGGUCGCACUAGAAACCUACAGGAAAGAAAGACACCGUUGAAGGGGACUGGAGGCACUGAACUUGCGAAAUUCCUGAAAGAUGUCAGGGAUAGUACAGCUGGGGCACUGUUGAAUGUUGAAACAAAAGCAGAGCCGUAGACCGUAUAUGUCUACAUGGGAAAGGAAACGCGUGUUGCAACCUACUGUUUGUAGAGAGCUCGCCAGAAACAAAGAAAGAAGCAAGAUACACAUGUAUUUGAAUUUUAUGCCUGACCUGACGACGAGUUGAUAGUAAGCAAAUAUAGAAAAGGCUACAGUGUUUUGUCCGAAUACACUUCAGAUUCAGCGGCGGAGGGGGAAUGUAGAGAGAUUAUAGUGUGGCGAAGGCUAAGGAAAC
Messenger RNA from Guyanagaster necrorhizus, 1846 nucleotides. RefSeq names its product tryptophan 2,3-dioxygenase. Gene Ontology annotation, cellular component: cytoplasm. The transcript has 3 exons. Bases 226 to 1608 code for a protein of 460 amino acids. Gene Ontology annotation, biological process: 'de novo' NAD+ biosynthetic process from L-tryptophan. Gene Ontology annotation, molecular function: heme binding; indoleamine 2,3-dioxygenase activity; metal ion binding. NCBI's taxonomy places the organism in Eukaryota, Fungi, Basidiomycota, Agaricomycetes, Agaricales, Physalacriaceae. The record is from RefSeq and is a predicted model, not a curated record.